AUUGGAUAAAUAAGUUAAGCAUAAACUUGAAACUGGUACUCUUAAAUACCUAACCAAAAAAAUAUAUGUAAUAGAUAAAAUAUCAAAAAUGCCAAAAUUUUAUUUUAUUAAUUAAUAACAUUAAUCAUGUUAGCAAAAAUCAACAUUCACAUGAUAUAUACAAAUAAUAAUCCACUUGAAAGAAAACGAAUGUAAUUAAUGACAACCAAGAAGCAGCACAAAAUUCCAAUAAUUCUCAACUCGGAUGAAAGUUCAAACUUAUCCAAAACUCAGAUAGAUGAUCCAUUGAUGAAACCAUAUUCGAGCCAUUUGAGCUGUACUAUAAAACAUAAAGAUAAUUGUGAUAAAAAUGUUAGAUCCAAUCUCACAACCUAUGAGAACAAUAUUUUACCUACAUUACAUACACAAAUUCAUAACAAUAAUAAUAACUUGGAAAAAAAUAUAAUUGAGACUGGAACUCACGAAAAUGAUUUGAAUGUGCCGACUAUACUUCAUCCAUCCCGUUCUUGUCCUAAUAAUAUGGAUUCAAUAAAUAAUAUCGAAAAUUGUAAUGAACUCGAAAGGAUUCCAAAAAAUAAAACCGAUUACUCAAGCAAGAAUUCCGGUAAAACAAUUCCUCCCAAGAUGUGCCAAAAUAAAUACGAGCUGAAAGAAAUAUUGGGAACGGGAGCUUUUUCGGAAGUCUAUUUGGCUCAACUUAAAGAUGACCACAACGUUAGGGUCGCUAUCAAGUGUAUCAGUAAAGAGGGGAUCAAAGGAAAAGAAGAAUCUUUAGACAAUGAAUUACAAAUCUUAAAAAUGCUAUACCAUCCGAAUAUCAUCAAAUUAAUAGAAAACCUUGAAGAUGAUCAAAAUUAUUAUCUAGUCAUGGAAUUGGUAACUGGUGGCGAAUUAUUCGAUAGAAUUGUGGAAAGAGGCAGUUAUAGCGAAAAGGAUGCCAGUUUAUUGAUCAAACAAAUACUGGAAGCACUCCAGUAUUUACACGAUUUAAAGAUAGUUCAUAGAGACCUAAAACCGGAAAAUUUGUUGUAUUAUUCGAGUGAAGAGAAUUCCAAAAUAAUGGUCUCUGAUUUCGGUUUAUCGCGUUUAGAGUGUAGCGGGGAUUUGACCACGGCCUGCGGAACGCCUGGUUAUGUAGCGCCCGAAGUCUUGCUCCAAAAUCCUUACGGCAAAGCCGUUGACGUGUGGUCUAUAGGUGUCAUAUCUUUUAUACUCUUAUGCGGUUAUCCACCAUUUUACGAUGACGACGAUGCCAAUUUAUUCGCUCAAAUAAUUAAAGGUGAAUACGAAUUCGAUUCCCCUUAUUGGGAUGAAAUUAGCUCCUCGGCCAAAAAUUUCAUUCAACGACUCAUUAAUGUCGAUCCGAUAAAGAGGUACACUUGUAGACAAGCCCUAGCCCAUCCUUGGAUUGCAGAGGGAGCGGCAUCAACUAAAGAUAUACACGAGCAAGUAUUCCCAAUAAUGAGGAAAAAUUUUGCUAAAACACAUUGGAAAAAGGCUUUCAAUGCGACGGUCGUGAUUAGGCAAAUGAAAAAGCUGGCCAUUAGCUCACAAGCACUUCACGGAAAUUGAAGACUAUUAUAUUUUUCCAAAUUUAUUACAAUAUAUUUUUAUUUCAUAACAUAAACUCUGCAUUCCAAAUUAUUUAUUAUAAAUAUUAUAAUUUAUUUUAUAUUUAUAUUAGCAAGUCAUUUAUAUAUUUUUUU
This is a messenger RNA of Gordionus sp. m RMFG-2023, 1706 nucleotides long. Its product is annotated as calcium/calmodulin-dependent protein kinase type 1-like. The transcript has 9 exons. Bases 199 to 1572 code for a protein of 457 amino acids. Gene Ontology annotation, biological process: protein phosphorylation. The record is from RefSeq and is a predicted model, not a curated record. Lineage: Eukaryota; Metazoa; Nematomorpha; Gordioida; Chordodea; Parachordodidae. Gene Ontology annotation, molecular function: calmodulin binding; calcium/calmodulin-dependent protein kinase activity; ATP binding.